Molecule: messenger RNA, 994 nt
Organism: Effrenium voratum
Lineage: Eukaryota; Dinophyceae; Suessiales; Symbiodiniaceae
Source: the annotation of a GenBank genome assembly
UGGCUCCAGGGGGCGGCCCUCACGGGUCCCGGAGAAAUGGCGGAGACUGAGGCGGCAACGGAGGAGCCAGAGGCGUCCAAAGAGGCCUACCAGGUGUCGCGCGAUGUGGCGGGAACGUUGAGGCGACAGGACCCGGUCACCGGGGACGUGGAGCUCUACACCAGUAUUGACGGCAUUUUGCAGGCGGUGCCCAAAAUGAAUUGGGACAUGGCGGCCACCUGGAGUCGGCUGCCGAUCAUGCGAGUCCACCUCUUCCUGGACAAGGUCAGCUUCCAGCGGGGCGGCAUCAUGCGGUCCUAUGCCAGCAAGGUCUUCAGCCCAGAGGGCUUGGACCUGAUCCAAGCCAUCGCCUGGUGGCGGAAGCGGGUGAAGAGCCCGGCCAAGGGCUUCGCGGUCUUCGAGGCCUCCUUCGACUCCCAGGUGUGCAUCACCGACCCGCCCACGCUCAUGCUGGAUGGGGCUACUGGGGAAGCUGAAGCAGAUGAUGCCGAAGCCAUCCAGAGGAAACGAGAGAGCCACGCGAAGAGGAGGGAGCUGGAUAAGAGGUGGGUGACUAAAGGCAUCUCUGAAGAAGCUCUCCAGAAAAUCAAGCAGGCAGAUAUGCAUCGUAUGAGCCGCAAGGUAUCCUCUUGGAGUGCGUGGAGGUCGUGGGACAAGACGCUUUGAGUCCUGAGCGCGUUGCAUGGAAUGGCCUAAGCUUGCGGAUGGCACUGGCGGGCCUUUCGGUGGGGAAGGGAGCAGCUGGAUGCUCCAAGGGCCCACAAAGGGGCCCGGGGGGAAUUGAAUGCCUGAAAUAAGAGGGUAAGAACUGGAGCUAGAGGUAAAACCCCUGCAAAAGGUGUGAGAAUGUAAGAAGGCAGAAGGACGCCGACCAAAGCGAGAAAAUUAAUCGCACUGGUGUAAACAGAGCACUAAUCCCUCGCCCUGUUUGCGCCUCUACAAGACACCUCCAUUUUGCAAACGUGCCACAUGGUCUUUUUUGUUUGAAUCGGAU